UCUGACUGAAACAUCCCCAGCAGAUGAAGGCCUGGCGGUUUAUGACCCAGCGAUGAAGUCCUUCCGGGUCGUCUGGUCGUUUGGAGUCCUCUUUGUUGCGUUUGUAGCCGGUUAUGGGUUUAGGAACUGCAUACAAGACAUCGACGACCCCGAAAGCUAUACCUGUGUGCACCGCGUCCUGCUGGACAUACGCAGCGCCGUGUCUGACCUUCCCAACAACACCAAGAGUCUCAACGUAUCAAACAACCGAGUCCGGUCGCUGCCGCCCAGGAGCUUCAUCCACAUGACCAAGCUGGAGAUGCUACGCUUGGACAGCAACAACCUGAGCAACAUCGUUCCCGGCGCGUUUGAUCAAUUGAACUCUUUGAACACGCUGAACCUGUCGUCCAACAACCUUUCUAGACUCUUCCGAGAGACGUUCCGAGGACUUCACAACCUGACGCAGCUCCGCCUGGACAGAAACGCUCUCGUCUCCAUCCACGUGGAAGUGUUUGAGCCUCUCGUACGUCUAGAGCUCCUCAACUUGUCCUGCAAUCGUCUGAAGAGCUUCGAUGAGUUUCUGGGGUCCCUUCAGCCUUUGCCGAGGCUUCGCUCUCUCUUCGUGUGCAAAAACCAUUUCCGGACCCUCAAUCACAGCCGCGGUCUCCCCCCCUCGCUGUCUCAACUUUUUCUUUGUGCGAACCAGCUACAGGAAUUAAACUGCCACCGGGACUUUUUCGUCAACGUCUCUCACCUCGACCUCUCUUACAACAACCUGACCACGUCUUCCUUGCUGCCGCUGAGCUUCGGGAAAAUAGGGUACUUGACCGUGGCUUUUAACAAGUAUUUCGACAUCUUUCAGUUUAUAAAGAAUACCGCCGUGCCGCUAAACAGGAUCGAUUAUUCCGGACUGCACCUAAACGAUUGUUCCAAAUUAUCUCGAUUGUGCCGUUAUCUGAGGGGGGUCUCGCUGAACACGCUUACCCUCGCCGCAAAUACAAUCAAGGUUGUAGACCCCAAGACUCCCAUGAGCUGUAACGUGACGGGCGUGCUGGAUUUGUCCAGAAACAGGCUGAAGAACUUAGAAUGCUUGGAGUUUAUGAAUCAGACGGAACUUGUACGCUUGACUGUGGAACACAACCUUCUGAAACAGUUGAAAAACUGCAAAAACAAAAAAACCUUCCCAAAACUGGCUUACAUAUCUUUCCGUUACAAUAGGAUCUGGUCCGUCAACGCGCAUGCUUUUAGCUACGCACCCAACGUGGAAGAGCUGCAACUCAACAUCAACAAUCUCAUCUUUCUGGAGAAUAACGCUUUUAAUGGCCUCAGACGCCUGAAGACGUUGCGCCUGGACAAUAACCUGAUCACGGACCUGUAUAAAAGCACGUUUCUGGGUUUAACGGAACUCCGGGUUCUUAAUCUCAGGAACAACAGAUUGUCCGUUAUCUUCCAGAACGUCUUCCAGAGUUUGGGCAAUCUUCAAAUCUUGGAUCUCGGAGGCAACAAGAUAACCGGGCUGAAAAAUAAUUCUUUUCGGGGUCUGCAAAACCUCACCAAACUGUAUCUGGAUAGAAAUAAUAUUAAGACGAUCAGCAGCUACACUUUCCGUGAUGUGGAGACCACGCUGAGGGUCUUGGACCUUGUGUCUAACCAGCUUAGUUUUGAGUCUUCGAAGGAACACGUCUCGCCUUUCUAUAGGCUUCAGAAACUAUAUGACUUGAAACUCCAGAAUCAGCAACCUUAUGGUCUCACAGUCCUCCCACAAGGGUUCUUUAAAGGUCUGACUUCCUUAAAAUAUCUUUAUCUGGCACAAAACAAGAUUUCGAUUCUCAACGCUGAUGUGUUUGAUGAACUCAGUCAACUGACAUUCUUGACUUUGGCCGACGACUGCAACGGCAUCCGAAAUCUCCCCGACGGUAUUUUCAAGAACCUCACGAACCUGAGGGUAUUGAACUUGGAAAAUAUUGGUCUCCAGACGUUGACCCUCGACGUCUUCUCCAAUCUCACCAAACUGCGAAAACUUCAGUUGACCAAAAAUGCUUUGAAGCAUAUCAACGUCAAAGUCUUAAAAACCAUGACCAGCUUGAAAUACGUAGACCUUCGCAAAAGCCCCCUCACCUGCACCUGCAACAACCAAGAGCUCCAAAGGUGGUUGUACCAACCUCAAGUGCAGGUCGUGUAUCCCUAUAACCUGACGUGUCCCGGCAAACCCACCUCUUACUUUCAUGAGUUCGAUGCCCAAGUCUGUGACAUGAAGAUCAAAGUGCAACUUUUCUCCUGUUCCUUUCCCAGCUUGUUGCUCUUCAUAAUAAUCCCCAUCGUCUACAGCAAAUCCUACUGGCGCAUCAAAUACAACUACUUUCUCUUCAUCGCCUGGUUGCACGAGAGAUGGAAAUCAGACAAGGAAAUUUACAAAUACGACGCGUUCGUUUCUUAUAACACCAACGAUGAACACUGGGUCUUCAAUAAGAUGUUGCCAACGUUAGAGAACUGCGAUCCUUCCUCUGCUUUCCGACUUUGCCUUCACCAUCGAGACUUUCAGUUGGGAAGGGACAUCAUCGACAACAUCGUGGACAGCAUCCACAACAGCCGGAAGACCAUCUGUGUGGUCAGUCGGAACUACCUCCGCAGCGAAUGGUGCUCUCUGGAGAUGCAGUUGGCCAGCUACAAGCUGUUUGAUGAGAUGAGGGAUGUCCUGGUCCUCAUAUUCUUGGACAAUAUCCCAGAUGGGGAGCUCUCCACCUAUCACAGGAUGAGGAAGGUGAUGUUGAAGAAGACCUACAUUAGUUGGCCGUCUGAACCGGAAGCAGAAAAGCUCUUCUGGGCGAAGCUUAUAAAAGCUUUGAAAGGCAUUGACUCUCCAGAGGUCACUGUGCAUGACGGGAUCUUUAUGGAUGAAAAAAGUGCCUGAUCUCUUUGUUUAGAACGGUUUACUCUGCUUUUAAACGACAAAUGGGAAAGUUCUCAGAUGCUGUAGAACCUGGAAACACAUAGGUGAAAAUAUGACCACACCAAGCACACGUUUGCCGCAUGUCUCUCCAGCUUUAAAACGUCCUAAGCGUGUGGAGUCAGGUGGCCAGACCUUUAAAGCCCAAAUAUUAAGUGUGUAAACCCUUAAACAGCGCGCUAUCCACAGUCAGAAACAUGAAUUCUAUUAAGUUUUUACACAAUAUCCAAAAAAAUCAGGUAUCUUACCGUUCAUCUUUAGGUGAGGUCUUCAUGAGCCAAGGAGCUGCUUUGUAGGACCACCUGGGGCUGAACAUGAACAGGGGAAACGUAAGCUACUAACAUAUAACGUUUGACGUUUUUCUAUAAUAAAAAAACCUUGAAAAUUGUGUUUUGUUGCUAGAUUGUGUUGUUAAUCAGUGAUAUCCGAUUUGAUUUAAUAAAAACAUUAUUGAUCAUA
Molecule: messenger RNA, 3385 nt
Organism: Spea bombifrons (plains spadefoot toad)
Lineage: Eukaryota; Metazoa; Chordata; Amphibia; Anura; Pelobatidae
Product: toll-like receptor 13
Exons: 1
Coding region: 53-2890 (945 amino acids)
Biological process (GO): toll-like receptor signaling pathway; immune response
Cellular component (GO): membrane
Molecular function (GO): protein binding; transmembrane signaling receptor activity
Source: RefSeq, a predicted model, not a curated record